AUGAAUUUUUCCAAAGCUCAACAAGUGGACAUCUACAUUUCUCAAGAUAUUUGGAUGAUAUUCGCACCCUGUUACAUUUUACUGGGAACAAUCGGUAAUCUGUUUGUUCUGAUUAUUUUCUGUAAAAAGUGCAUGCAUGAUGUUGUCAACGCCACAUUUAUGAUACUGUCAGCGUUGGUAGAUUUCGCCAUCUUGUACACGUCUCUGCUGGCCAAAUGGUUGAAGUACACGGAAAUUAUCGACUGGGAUUUAGUCCCCGAUCUUAUCUGUAAGCUACAGUUAUGGUUGUCGACGUCCUUUGGAAUGAUGGAGCCUUGGAUUGUUGUUGUCAUCACUGUACAAAGAGGAACCAUGUUGCUGCAGCCGUUUCGGAACUUGGGAGUCUCGAAAAACGUCUCAAACGACUUGGUCAAGGUAUUUUCUAUGGUUAUGUUCAUAUUUCUUAUCAAUUUACAUUUGAUGCACGGCUCUUUCGACGGCGAUGCCUCCGUCAUUACGUUUCCACGUACCUACUGUUACGGAAACGACUCCCAAUAUUUGCUCUUCUUGAAGAAAUGGGAGAUAGCUCGAGUGUUUUUCGUUCUAAUAUUGCCUACCGGUAUCUUCUUUGUGUUUGACAUUGUCAUAGUUUAUCAGUUGAAAAUGUGUGCCUGCAUUCGCAGAAGCAGCCGACAGGAAACGAAGCCGUCUUCAGAGGUAGCUCACAACGCCAGUCGUAGUAUGAAGUAUAUCUUAAUCCUAAAUAUUGUUUUUUUAGUCACAAGCUUCCCAACUAUCUUUGUUACAAUGAAAUCUCCGUCAGAAACACGUGAUGAAGCAGAUGAUUUCUUUCUGCUAACCGUUACAAGUUUGUUGCUCUACACACGCAAUGCAGCCGGCUUCCUGGCCUUCAUAGCUAGCGGUAAAUUUCGACGGGAAGUAAUGAAAAUCUAUCGAAAUUGCAAAAUCAAUCUGUUUUCACCGAGGAAUAUGAUAAAGCCUUUAGAGAAAUAA
Octopus sinensis (East Asian common octopus) is the source of this 993-nucleotide messenger RNA. RefSeq lists its product as uncharacterized. NCBI's taxonomy places the organism in Eukaryota, Metazoa, Mollusca, Cephalopoda, Octopoda, Octopodidae. Gene Ontology annotation, molecular function: G protein-coupled receptor activity. The transcript has a single exon. Gene Ontology annotation, cellular component: plasma membrane. Gene Ontology annotation, biological process: G protein-coupled receptor signaling pathway. The coding region runs from base 1 to 993 and encodes 330 amino acids. The record is from RefSeq and is a predicted model, not a curated record.